CCACAGCACGCACAACGACCCCAAUGCCCAGCGAUGCGCAAGCCCCCGUGAAGCUGUCGCUGCCUCUCGAAUUCCAGCAGGACAUCUUCAAGGAAUUGCGAGAGGACGACAAACUCGUAAUACUCGCGCGCGGCCUCGGCAUACUGCGCAUCGUUACGAACCUCCUCCACUCGUACGAUGCGGCCGGCAACAACCUCAUCAUACUCGUGGGUGCUGACGAACGCGAGAAUGUGUGGAUCGGCGAGGCCCUCGCGGAGCACGCGGCCGUCAGCCAGGCGGCGAAAGCGCGCGGGCUGAGCCUGGUCAACACCGACCUGAUGAGCGUGGGAACACGCGAGAAGAUGUAUGCGCAAGGCGGCAUCUUCAGCAUCACGUCGCGCAUCCUGAUCGUGGAUUUUCUGUCGGGCCUGCUGAACCCGGAGACGGUCACGGGCGUGGUGGUGUUGCAUGCCGAGAAGGUCGUCGCAACAAGCCUCGAGGCCUUCAUCCUGAGGAUAUACAGGCAGAAGAACAAGGCUGGCUUCUUGAAGGCUUUUUCGGAUAGCCCAGAGCCCUUCACCACGGGCUUUGCGCCGCUGGCUAACAUGAUGAAGAAUCUGUUCCUGUCGAAGCCUGCAUUGUACCCGAGAUAUCACGUUGCAGUGGCAAACUCGUUGGAAGGGCGGAAAAGGGCAGAAGUCAUUGAGCUGGAAGUGCCCAUGACUGACGCGAUGCGCGACAUCCAGAAUGCUGUGCUGGAAUGCGUUGAAGCCAGCAUCAGCGAGCUCAGGAAGAGCAACACCGGUAUUGAGAUGGAGGAUUGGACGCUAGAAAGUGCACUGCACAGGAACUUCGAUACCAUCGUCAGACGGCAACUAGACCCCGUUUGGCACCGGACAACAUUCAAGACGCGACAGGUUGUGCGGGAUCUCACUCUACUUCGAACGAUCCUACAUGCUCUCUUAACGUACGAUGCCGUCGACUUUAAUAGAUAUUUGGACACUGUUCUGGCCGCCUCUCAACCUCCACCCGGCUCUACGAAGCAAAACCAGUCGCCGUGGCUGUUUCUCGACGCAGCCGACACAAUAUUCACAAUAGCAAAACAACGGGUGUAUAAAGGCAAGGUUAGUAACGCCGACCUUGUGAGAAGUUCCAACGAUGCCGUAGUGGACGCUCUCGAACCUGUCCUGGAGGAACAGCCGAAGUGGGCCCAGCUCGCCGAGAUCCUUCAAGAGAUUGAACAAGAUGCAUAUCUCAAUCCAACCCCACAAGACUCAUCAAACGGUGCCAUUUUGAUCAUGUGCGGUGAUCAAAGCACGUGCCGACAGAUCCGCGAAUAUUUGCAGAUAAUGUACGUAAAACCGGAGAGCGAACAAGACGACGACGAGACAGCCAAUGAACCCUCUGCGAAGUUCUUGAUGCGUCGUAAAUUACGCAAUUACCUGACGUGGAAACGAGACUUCACAAAUUUCAGCGCUGCGCUCUUCUCCGAGAAUCAGAAAGCUAUCAAUACUAGCACUGAGAAUAAAGUCGGAAGUGGCAGGUCUGGCAAGCCACCACCGAACAAGCGCAGACGAAUGCGUGGCGGAGGGGUUGGCGCAGCUACAGCACGUACCGAGAUAGGUGCAGUCCGGACUGCUGGCGACCGCGAUGCACACAUCGCAAGCCUGAUGGCGGAGUUGCAGCCCUCAGAACUGGAAGCCAUGCAGAAAGGCGAGGUCGGUUUCGAUCCAUUGGAGAACAUGGAAGACUACUAUGAGCUCUUCAACAUGAACGACCUCAUCGUAGUCCAUCCCUACGAUGGCGACCUCGACGAGCACGUCCUUGAGGAGACAAAGCCUCGCUACGUAAUCAUGUAUGAGCCCGACUCUGCGUUCAUCCGCCGCAUCGAGGUCUACCGCUCCUCACACACUGACCGCACCGUGAAAGUCUUUUUCAUGUACUACGGCGGCAGCGUCGAAGAGCAACGCUACCUUUCUGGCGUGCGCCGGGAGAAGGACUGUUUCACACGCCUUAUCAAAGAGAGAGGAAAUAUGGCCAUGACGAUAAACCCGAACGCCAACCUCGCGCCAGAGGAGUCUUUCCUCCGCACGAUUAACACCCGCAUAGCAGGUGGAGGCUGCCUUGCCGCAACCACACAACCUCCGCGGGUGAUUGUCGACGUCCGCGAAUUCCGCUCCUCUCUCCCUUCCCUACUCCACGGCAAGUCUAUUGUCGUAGUACCCUGCAUGCUCACAGUAGGUGACUACGUCUUGACCCCCGAGAUCUGCGUGGAGCGCAAAUCUGUGCGCGAUCUUAUCGGCUCAUUCUCUAAUGGUCGCCUUUUCAACCAAGUAGAAAGCAUGAUGGAGCACUACAAAUCGCCCAUGCUCCUCAUCGAGUUUGACGCGGGCAAGUCAUUCACUUUGGAACCGUUCAGCGAUCUCUCUGCUCCGGGCGGCCUCUCAAAUGCCCCAGAUCUACAGUCCAAGAUCGUCAUGCUGACCCUCGCGUUCCCGCGUCUGAAAAUCAUCUGGUCAAGCAGUCCCUACCAGACUAGCGAGAUCUUCGUGGAGCUGAAGAAGCAGGCGGAGGAACCGGAUCCUUUGCGCGCUGUGCAGCUAGGGCUAGAUCCGAGCAUGGCUGGCGACAGCAUGCGCAGUUUUAGCCAGGUCACGCAGGAUAUGCUGAGGGCGCUGCCGGGAGUUACUGAGAGCAUUCUUACGACGCUUACGCUGGAGGUGGAGAAUAUGAUCGGGUUGGCGAAUAUGGAGGAAAAGGAGAUAUGUGCGUUGAUCGGGACAGAUGUGGGAAGGAGGGUGUACAGGUUCUUCAAUCGAAGUGUAUAUGAGGACUUCACAAUACCGGUGCUGUAGGUGGUGGGCCAUUGGGUGGGGAUCACGAUAUUUAAUAGCGU
This is a messenger RNA of Paraphaeosphaeria sporulosa, 2875 nucleotides long. RefSeq names its product DNA repair endonuclease XPF. The coding region runs from base 24 to 2834 and encodes 936 amino acids. The record is from RefSeq and is a predicted model, not a curated record. The transcript has 2 exons. Gene Ontology annotation, biological process: double-strand break repair via single-strand annealing, removal of nonhomologous ends; resolution of meiotic recombination intermediates; nucleotide-excision repair involved in interstrand cross-link repair. Gene Ontology annotation, cellular component: nucleotide-excision repair factor 1 complex. Lineage: Eukaryota; Fungi; Ascomycota; Dothideomycetes; Pleosporales; Didymosphaeriaceae. Gene Ontology annotation, molecular function: single-stranded DNA binding; damaged DNA binding; single-stranded DNA endonuclease activity.